Molecule: messenger RNA, 642 nt
Organism: Mollisia scopiformis
Lineage: Eukaryota; Fungi; Ascomycota; Leotiomycetes; Helotiales; Mollisiaceae
Exons: 1
Coding region: 1-627 (208 amino acids)
Source: RefSeq, a predicted model, not a curated record
AUGCAACUCUCCAAAAUCAUCUACCUGCUCUUCGCAAGCACCGCUCUCUCCGCGACCACACCUCCAAGACGAACCAGCACCAGCCUCCGCGCAACAUCCACGCCUGCAGCCAAAGUAGCCACCCCACGAGUCCUCAAACCCGCGACACCGCCCACAAUGUCCGACAUCAAGAACUCCCUCGCAAACUGGAACACCAGUGUCUACACCGUCAACGCCUACCUCAACGACCCUCAAAACACCACCAAACUCGCCUCCGCCACCGUCUUCGCAAAAGACGAGCCCGUCCAACUCGCCACCAUGAUGAAAGUCGCGGGCCUCUCGACGUCCGGCGUCAACGCGGGCAAGAUCCUGAUGGGCAAUUUUGGGAGUAUCGUCAGUAAUCUGGAUAGUGUGCAGAGCGGUGCGAUGUCAACGAAUGAUGCGACGGCGGCGGUCAAUUUUAAUCGCUGCUGUACGGUAUUGCCGGCGAUAGGAAUGUUGUGGCAGGCAGCGGCGACGGCGACGAAGGUCGGGAAUGUGUCGAUGCCGGCGUUGGAGGAGCAGUGUGGGAUGAUGAGUUGUGCGAGUGGGGUUAGUGGUGGGGAGGCGGCGGUUAGGGCGAAUGGGUCGAUUGCUGCGAAUCGAUAGGUGUGUAGAAGGAGG